AUGUUGCAUUUCGCAAUUCCGGAGGGAGCCACCAAGCUCCGCGAAGUACCGCAGUCACAACUUGACCUAAGAUCUGAUGCAGAUAUCAUCGCAGAACUCAGCUCUUUCCGUCCAGUAACGUCCGAGAAGAAUGUAUGGGCUUUUUGGGACAAGGGUCUCGACGCCAUGUACCCCAGCUACAGAUGCACCGUCCUGAACUGGGUGCGAAAGCUCGGUCCUGAAUGGACUGUCCGACUCAUCGAUCUCAUCGAAGGAUCCCCAAACAACAUCUACAAUUUCAUCGGCAAAGAAUGGCUUCCUCAAUGCCUUGUCAACAUGACCAUGGACGGAGCUCACAAAGCACAGCACACAUCAGAUCUGAUUCGUUUACCCUUGCUCUUCGAGCAUGGCGGCGUUUGGAUGGAUGUCGGCAACAUGCUGCACACACAUCUGGACGAGCUUUUCUGGAACGCCCUUGCAGACCCAGACUCCCCAUACGAGGUCGGCUUGUGGAUCAUCAGCGGUCAGAUUAGGAAGAAAUGGGGCAGCUUCGGCAACUUUAUGCUAGCCGCAAGAAAGGGUUCCAUCUUCAUCAGAAAUUGGCACAACGGCUUCAAGGAGCUUUGGAGAGACCGAACCAACGAGCAUGGCUUCCACAAGCAUCCCUUGAUUCAGGACAUUGGCAUUGCCGACGGCAUGGCAGACUGGAACUUCCAGGACAAAGUACUCCAUAUGAGCGACUACGUUGCGCAGAUGCUCAUUGGCGACCGCACACGGAAUCUCCUCGAUGUGGAGACUGGCUGGAACGGACGUGACUACUAUGAGAAGAAGGCUUUCAUGGUCGAAGGUAUCAACAAUGGCAUCUUGGGCUCGAUCAAAACCGACUACGACGGCGCUAAGCAGGUCGAAAUUUUCACAACACCGCUUGAUGAGCCUGACGAGAAAAAGAGAAAGGCUGCCGAGGAUUUUGUGGUUGACAUGUUAGAAAACAGCCACAUGUACAAGGUUUAUCACAACUCGGCUGGCGGGCUGCCUGCACUCGGGGACUUGAUCAAGCAAAAGAAUCUUUUGGAUGCGGAUCAUAGACCAGGAACUUUCGGAGAACUCUACAGGUAUGGCACGGUACAUUGGCGGUCAACGAGGAAGGUUGAGCAGCUCUCGCCACAACCAAACGACGAUGAGUUGAUACGAGCCACACCUACAACAUCUUCCGGAAAUAAUUGA
Molecule: messenger RNA, 1203 nt
Organism: Colletotrichum truncatum
Lineage: Eukaryota; Fungi; Ascomycota; Sordariomycetes; Glomerellales; Glomerellaceae
Product: capsule polysaccharide biosynthesis protein
Molecular function (GO): glycosyltransferase activity
Source: RefSeq, a predicted model, not a curated record